Messenger RNA from Glycine soja, 2444 nucleotides. Its product is annotated as dystrophia myotonica WD repeat-containing protein-like. The record is from RefSeq and is a predicted model, not a curated record. The coding region runs from base 462 to 2114 and encodes 550 amino acids. Lineage: Eukaryota; Viridiplantae; Streptophyta; Magnoliopsida; Fabales; Fabaceae. The transcript is spliced from 11 exons. Gene Ontology annotation, molecular function: protein binding.
AACACAUUGACAACACACGAUGAAUGAACGGCAUCGUGCUUCGUUGUAGUUGUAGACUAGACUAGCCUUGCUUUCUUGCAGGAUUUUGGCGCAUGGAACCUAUCGGCGUCUCCCUGAAUCGCGUUUUUCUGUUCUAAACUGCAAACUGAUAUGAUCAGAUAAAUUUUUUUUAAAAAAAAGCAGUACUCCAGUAACUACUAGUAAUUGGCAACCUACAAUCCUGGCCGUCCGUUCCGUUGACCGAUGAAUAUCAAAAACAGGCGAUUCGCACUUCCCAUUCCCAUUGCCAUCGCCAGCGCAUACAUCGUAUCCAACAGCCGCAAACCCUUCCUUUCUUCUUCGUCUCGUUGGUGUCCCCUCUGAUCCGCGCUGGCACAGAACCCAUUGCUGGACCUUCCAAACCCUAGCGGAGCCACGCGCUGAAUUUCGAUGCGAUGAUCGUGCGCACGUGAGGCGGCACUAUGAUGAACACAGCUAACGGCACGAUGAUGUCACCGUCGUCUUCGUCGGUAACGGCGCAGUCGCCGGGACUGAAGACCUAUUUCAAAACCCCCGAGGGGAGAUAUAAGCUUCAUUACGAGAAGACUCACCCUUCCGGUCUUCUUCAUUACGCCCAUGGCAAAACCGUUACUCAGGUAACCCUGGCACAUCUCAAGGACAAGCCUGCGCCUUCUACCCCAACUGCGUCCUCGUCGUCAUCAAGUUUCAGUGCCAGCAGUGGGGUACGGUCAGCGGCAGCUAGAUUGCUGGGAGGAAGCAACGGAAGCCGGGCACUUAGUUUUGUUGGAGGCAACGGUGGCAGCAAGAGUAAUGGAGGAAAUACUAGGAUUGGUUCGAUUGGUGCUUCAAGUACAAGUAGUGCAAUGGCGAAUCCGAAUUUUGACGGGAAAGGAACUUACUUGAUCUUCAAUGUCGGAGAUGCAAUUUUCAUUAGUGAUUUGAAUUCACAAGACAAGGACCCCAUAAAGUCUAUUCACUUCAGUAACUCGAAUCCUGUGUGCCACGCAUUUGAUCAGGAUGCUAAGGAUGGGCAUGAUUUGCUCAUUGGUUUGAACUCUGGUGAUGUCUACUCAGUGUCAUUGAGACAGCAAUUACAGGAUGUUGGUAAAAAGCCUGUCGGGGCCCUGCAUUACAACAGAGAUGGUUCUGUCAAUAACAGUCGUUGUACUUGUAUUGCUUGGGUUCCUGGAGGCGAUGGUUCUUUCGUUGUUUCUCAUGCUGAUGGGAAUUUGUACGUAUAUGAAAAGAACAAAGAUGGCGCUGGUGAUUCUUCUUUCCCAGUUGUAAAGGAUCAAACUCAGUUUUCGGUUGCCCAUGCACGUUACAGUAAGAGUAAUCCUAUAGCGAGAUGGCAUAUAUGCCAGGGUUCAAUUAAUAGUAUUUCUUUCUCGAUGGAUGGGGCAUUCUUAGCAACUGUUGGGCGAGAUGGUUAUUUACGAGUGUUUGAUUACUCAAAAGAACAACUUAUAUGUGGCGGGAAAAGUUAUUAUGGUGCUUUGUUAUGUUGUGCUUGGAGCAUGGAUGGAAAAUAUAUUUUGACGGGAGGGGAAGAUGAUUUAGUUCAAGUUUGGAGCAUGGAAGAUCGCAAGGUUGUGGCAUGGGGUGAGGGACAUAACUCAUGGGUCAGUGGAGUUGCUUUCGAUUCAUAUUGGUCAUCUCCAAAUUCAAAUGACAAUGGAGAGACUAUUAUGUAUCGUUUUGGUUCUGUUGGUCAGGAUACACAAUUGCUUCUAUGGGACCUGGAAAUGGACGAGAUUGUAGUGCCCUUGAGACGGCCACCUGGUGGAUCCCCAACUUACAGUACUGGAAGUCAGUCAUCGCACUGGGACAAUGUUGUACCAUUAGGUACCUUGCAACCUGCUCCGAGUAUGCUGGAUGUUCCAAAAAUCUCACCGUUGGUUGCUCACCGUGUGCAUACUGAACCACUCUCUGGCUUGAUAUUUACCCAGGAAUCUGUGCUUACUGCCUGCCGGGAGGGGCAUAUUAAAAUCUGGAUGAGGCCAGGGGUUGCUGAGAGCCAAUCUAGCACCUCUGAAAACUUGUUAGCUACCAAUCUCAAGGAGAAGCCUUCACUUUCAAGCAAGAUCAGCAGCAAUUCUAGCUACAAGCAAUGAUUAAAUCUUAAUCUAAAGGGAAUUUUAAGCAAUUUUUUUAUAUGGUUUGUUUAUCUUUAUCCAGUUGGUUUCCUAGUUUUAACAUAGUGAUUCAAGUAAAGAUGAACCAACUGGUCUAUUGUAUAUUCAGUUAUUCACGGAUGAGCAUGCCAUUGAUGGCACUGAGGAUGGGAGAGAGAGUUCUCUCCAGCUGCCUGCUGUAAUUAUAAAACGGCUGUUAUUAGGAUAAUCUGAUUAGUGAUUACAGGAAUAAUGUGAAAAUUGGUCCUUGGAGAUCGGUACUUUUGAAGUUCAUACAUACAAGCCAUUAUUUAUUGUGUUGGCAUUUAA